Molecule: messenger RNA, 9925 nt
Organism: Symphalangus syndactylus (siamang)
Lineage: Eukaryota; Metazoa; Chordata; Mammalia; Primates; Hylobatidae
Product: zinc finger protein 724
Biological process (GO): regulation of cytokine production; negative regulation of transcription by RNA polymerase II; regulation of immune system process
Cellular component (GO): nucleoplasm; nucleus
Molecular function (GO): RNA polymerase II cis-regulatory region sequence-specific DNA binding; DNA-binding transcription repressor activity, RNA polymerase II-specific
Source: RefSeq, a predicted model, not a curated record
UCAGGGAGGAAGCCCUGUCUGAAAAGACUGCAGCUUAGGCUGUCAGUCUUUCUUCAUUCAGUCCAGCAUUUGGUCAGGUCUUCUGUCACUCAAGACCUGAAGGGGCCGGGCCUUAGACGUUUUCCAAUCAGGGACGCUGAGCUGGGGACCGUCCAAUCAGGCACGCAGCUGGAGCGGACAGGGCGGCUUCCGGGAUUUGGCGGGGCCUUUGUCUCUAGCUGCAGCUGGAGCUUGUGGUCUCGUUUUCCGUGCUCUGUGUACCCUGUUCCUAGAGGCCCAGCCUCUGUGGCCCUGUGACCUGCAAGUAUUGGGAGAUCCACAGCUAAGACGCCAGGGCCCCCCUGGAAGCCUAGAAAUGGGACCAUUGACAUUUAUGGAUGUGGCCAUAGAAUUCUCUGUGGAAGAGUGGCAAUGCCUGGACACUGCACAGCAGAAUUUAUAUAGGAAUGUGAUGUUAGAGAACUACAGAAACCUGGUCUUCCUGGGUAUUGCUGUCUCUAAGCCAGACCUGAUCACCUGUCUAGAGCAAGGCAAAGAGCCCUGGAAUAUGGAGAGACAUGAGAUGGUGGCCAAACCCCCAGGUAUGUGUUGUUAUUUUGCCCAAGACCUUUGGCCAGAGCAGAGCAUAAAAUCUUCUUUCCAAAGAAUAAUACUGAGAAAAUAUGAAAAAUGUGGACAUCACAAUUUACAGUUAAAAAAAGGCUAUGAAAGUGUGAAUGAGUAUAAGGUGCACAAAGGAAGUUAUAAUGGAUUUAACCAGUGUUUGACAACUACCCAGAGCAAAAUAUUUCAAUGUGAUAAAUAUGUGAAAGACUUUCAUAAAUUUUCAAAUUCUAAUAGACAUAAGACUGAAAAGAAUCCUUUCAAAUGUAAAGAAUGUGGCAAAUCAUUUUGUGUUCUUUCACACCUAACUCAACAUAAAAGAAUUCACACUACUGUCAAUUCCUACAAACUUGAAGAAUGUGGCAAGGCCUUUAAUGUGUCCUCAACCCUUUCUCAACAUCAGAGAAUUCAUACAGGACAGAAACACUACAAAUGUGAAGAAUGUGGCAUAGCCUUUAACAAGUCCUCACACCUUAACACACAUAAGAUAAUUCAUACUGGAGAGAAAUCCUACAAACGUGAAGAAUGUGGCAAAACUUUUAACAUAUCCUCACACCUUACUACACAUAAGAUAAUUCAUACUGGAGAGAAUGCCUACCAAUGUAAAGAAUGUGGCAAAGCUUUUAACCAAUCGUCAACCCUUACUCGACAUAAGAUAAUUCAUGCUGGAGAGAAGCCCUACAUAUGUGAACUUUGUGGCAGAGCUUUUAACCAAUCCUCGAACCUUACUAAACAUAAGAGAAUUCAUACUGGUGAUAAACCUUAUAAAUGUGAAGAAUGUGGCAAAGCCUUUAAUGUGUCCUCAACCCUUACUCAACAUAAGAGAAUUCAUACUGGAGAGAAACCCUACAAAUGUGAAGAAUGUGGCAAAGCCUUUAACGUGUCCUCAACUCUUACUCAACAUAAGAGAAUUCAUACUGGAGAAAAACCAUACAAAUGUGAAGAAUGUGGCAAAGCCUUUAACACAUCCUCACACCUUACCACACAUAAGAGAAUUCAUACUGGAGAGAAACCCUACAAAUGUGAAGAAUGUGGCAAAGCCUUUAACCAGUUCUCACAACUUACUACGCAUAAGAUAAUUCAUACUGGGGAGAAACCCUACAAAUGUAAAGAAUGUGGCAAAGCUUUUAAGCGGUCCUCAAACCUUACUGAACAUAGGAUAAUUCAUACUGGAGAGAAACCCUACAAAUGUGAAGAAUGUGGCAAAGCUUUUAACCUAUCCUCACACCUUACAACACAUAAGAAAAUUCAUACUGGAGAGAAACCCUACAAAUGUAAAGAAUGUGGCAAAGCUUUUAACCAAUCCUCCACACUUGCUAGACAUAAGAUAAUUCAUGCUGGAGAGAAACCCUACAAAUGUGAAGAAUGUGGCAAAGCUUUUUACCAAUACUCAAACCUUACUCAACAUAAGAUAAUUCAUACUGGAGAGAAACCCUACAAAUGUGAAGAAUGUGGCAAAGCCUUUAACUGGUCCUCAACUCUCACUAAACAUAAGGUAAUUCAUACUGGAGAGAAACCCUACAAAUGUAAAGAAUGUGGCAAAGCUUUUAACCAAUGCUCAAACCUUACUACACACAAGAAAAUUCAUGCUGUAGAAAAAUCUGACAAAUAAGAAUGGAACAGGUGCGGUGGCUCACACCUGUAAUCCCAGCACUUUGGGAGGCCAAGGCGGGUGGAUGACAAGAUCGAGAGAUUGAGACCAUCCUUGCCAACGAAGAGAAUUACUGGAGAGAAACUGUACAAACCUGAAAGAUACAACAAUGCAGUUGACAACACCUCAACAUUUCUAAACACCUUUAAAUGGCUGUCACACUUGAUGGUAGGUAAAAUAUACUGGAGGAAACCUCUACAAGUGUGAAAAAUGUGGCAAAACUUUUAGCCAGUGCUGACACUUUAUUGGACAGGAAGUGAUGUGUACUUGAGAAAAAUUAUGCAAAUGUUGGCCGGGAGCGAUGGCUCACGUCUGUAAUCCCAGCACUUUGGGAGGCUGAGGCAGGUGGAUCAUGAGGUCAGGAGAUCGAGACCAUCCUGGCUAACACAGUGAAACCCCGUCUCUACUAGAAAUACAAAAAAAAAUUAGAUGGGCAUGGUGGCGGGUGCCUGUAGUCCCAGCUACUGGGGAGGCUGAGGCAGGAGAAUGGCGUGAACCCGGGAGGUGGAGCUUGCAGUGAGCCGAGAUCGCGCCACUGCACUCCAGCCUGGGUGACAGAGUGAGACUCCGUCUCAAUAAAGAAAAAAGAAAAAUUAUGCAAAUGUAAAGAAUGUGAAGAAGCCAUUAAUAUCUGUUCACAUCUUAUUCAAUAUCAGAGAGUUCAUACUUAAUAGAAGCAUUAAAAAUGAAAUUACUGUCAAUAGAUUUUUCAGAAAAUGUAAGCCUUUAAAGUGAAGAAGAGUAUUUAUUUUGAAGACAAGCAUUAAAAUAUCAAGAGUGUGAGCUGGGCAUGGUGGCUCACGCCUGUAAUUUCAGCACUUUGGAGGCCAAGGCGGGUGGUUCACUUGAGGUCAGAAGUUCAAGACCAGCCUGGCCAACAUGGUGAAACUCCAUCUCUACCCAAAAUACAAAAAUUAGAUGGGCAUGGUGGUGCAUGACUAAUGCCAGCUACUUGGAGGUUGAGACAGGAGAAUCGCUUGAACCUGGGAGGCAGAGGUUGCAGUGAGCUGAGUUUGUGCCACCGCAUUCCAGCCUGGACACUCCAGCUGCACUCCAUCUCAAAAAAAACUCAUAUGAAGAGUGUUGUGGUACUAUUACUUGUAUUACAGAUCUUAUUUUACACAUUUUGUACUAGAGGAAAACCCUGAAGUAGUUGCUCAAGCUUUCUUCAACAUCAGAUGAUUUAUCUUGAAAAUCUCUGCAAAAGUAAUAAAUUUGGAAAAACAUUUUUUUACAAACUAUAGCCUAGGAAACAUCAGACAGUUCAUACUAAAAUAUAUUUUUGCAGAUGCAAUAAUAUAAAAAAUUAGUUAUUUGAAAAUUAAGUCUGUAAAUAUCAGUUUGGAGUAGAUAUAGCUAAGGAACUGACACUUCAGACAGUACACUAAAUCAGAGUGUUGAGUUUAGAAAAUAAUUCAAAACUGAAGUUUGUACAUAAAUAUUUUGUAUAUAACUUUAAAAAGUGUAUAAGACAUUUUGGAGAGUUAUUACAUUCAAAGUACACUUUUUUUUUUUUUGAGAUGGAGUCUUCUUCCCAUCGUGCAGGAUGGAGUGCAGUGGUGCUAUCUCAGCUCACUGCAACCUCCACCUCCCAGGUUCAGGUGAUUUUCCUGCCUCAGCCUCCUGAGUAGCUGGGAUUACAGGCGCGCGCAACCAUACCUUGCUAAUUUUUAGUAUUUUUAGUAGAGACAAGGUUUCACCAUGUUGGCCAGGCUUUACUUUUUUUUUUUUUAAGACAAAGUCUUGCUUUGUCACCCAGGUUGGAGUGCAGCUCCACCUCCAAGUUCAAGUGAUUCUCCUGCUUCAGCCUCCCAAGUAGCUGGGAUGACAGGCAUGAGCUACCACGCUUGGCUAAUUUUUGUAUUUUUAGUAGAGAUGGGGUCUUGGCCAUUGGGCAGGUUGUCUUGAACCCCUGACCUCAGAUGAUCCACCUGCCUCAGCCUCCCAAAGUGCUGGGAUUACAGGCAUGAGCCACUGUGCCCAACAAAGUAUACUUUUUUCUCGAAAAAAUUUUAUAGGCUUUAAAUACGUGAAUAAUGAUGUAAUUCAACUCUCAAAUUCAUACUGUUUCUUUAUUCCUGUUGUAUUCACAUGUGAAAGUAUGUGAUGAAUUGUUCCUGCAUGAAAUAUAUGAGAGACUCUUUUAUUAGGUGGACAUUAUAUAUUAUCUCUUCUAUGAAAGAGUAAAGACAUUAAAAUGUAAGACGUAUGAUGAAAAUCUAAGUAGGGAUGCUCUUUGUGGUUAACUUAUAAUAUUGAGCAAUGCAUGAAGUAGGUGUUCAGUUUAAUACUCUACAUUAUGAGAGAGAAAUAUUUUUAAUUUUAGUUAAAAUUUAAUUAAUAGUGUAUUAUUUUACUAAUUGUACUUUUAUGUGAUACAAUCCAGUACAUUUAAAAACUUUGAAAUUAUGUGUAGACUUAACUUUUUAAUUUAACAUUUUUAACAUGUUAAAUGCUAUUGUGCAUUCAAUGAAGAAUUAUUUUGCCACUAACCUUAACCCAUUCCACCUUACUCAAGAGUGUAGGUAAAAGAUGGUAACAAUAUAUUAUUUGUUAACAUAAUAAAGUAGUAUUUGUAGUAAUCUUUUUUGCUAGUGGCUUUAAACUGCAAAGAAGUUAAAGAAUGUUGUUCCUGUAUGUUAAGUUUUUAUUUUUUCUUUCUCAUUUAAAUUUACUUAAUAUUUUCAGGUACAUAGUAUGUGUAUAUAUUUAAAACACAUAUGGCAUAUUUUGAUACAUACAUACAGUACAUAAUAAUCACCUCAUGGUAAAUUAGGUAUUUAUCACCUCUACUAGCCUUUAUCCUUUGUAUUACAGAAAAUUUAAUUUUACACUUUUUGUUAGUUUAAAAUAUACAACUAAACUGUUACCGACUGCCUCACCUCUAGCAUUUAUCCUUUGUAUUACAGAAAAUUUAAUUUUACACUUUUUGUUUAAAAUGUACAACUAAACUGUUACUGAUGGCCGGACACCAUGGCUCAUGCCUGUAAUCCUAGCACUUUGGGAGGCUGAGGCAGGUGGAUCACCUGAGGUCAGGAGUUCAAGACCAGCGUUGCCGACAUGUUGAAACCCUGUCUGUACUAUAAAUAGAAAAGUUAGCCAGGCAUGGUCGUGAGUGCCUGUAAUCCCAGUUACUCAGGAGUCUGAGGCAGGAGAAUCACUUGAACUUGGGAGGUGGAGGUUGUGGUGAGCUGAGAUCAUGCCACUGCACUCCAGCCUGGAUGGCAGAGCGAGACUUUCUCAAAAUGAAUAAAUAAAUAGAUAUUGACUACAGAGUAAUUUCUAUGAUUAUAUUAUUUAGAAGUAUGAAUAAAAUGCAUACAUUUGUGAGUCUUGAAUACAUAUUUUAAUAAAUUUCUUAUAUAUUUUUAUUUGAACAUGUGGCCUCUGCAAACACAAAGACUUUUAAUUUUGAUUUACAUAAAGUUAAAAAUAUACAUGUAUUACUGUAAAGAUAAACCUUAGGAAAGAAAAUUAUGAAGUGUGUUUGUAUGAGCAUGAGUUUGUACCUAUUUUCAGAAGAAUAGAGCAAUAUCGGAACAAAUAUUUUAAUAAGGUGAUUAAUUUACUAGAUAAUAAAAACCUCAAAAAUGCUGAAAGCAAAUUUAUGCUCUCAGCUUUGUAUUAAAUUCAUUACUGUAAAACCUUAUGGCUUAUGGUUCAGAAUCUCUCCAUACAAACUCUUUGCCUGGCACUCAUGCCAGACCUAUUAUUUUCUUGUUAUAAUUUUGUUUUACAGUUUAUGAAGUAUCCAUUACAUGAGCUGGUCGUGAUUAUAAGAAUGUUUUUUAUAAAAUUCAGUAGUGCACAUAAUUUUUAGAAGUAAUUCCAUAAUUAAUGUAUUGUUAUAUUUUAUUUAGAACAUUCCAUUUUGUUCUUUUAGUUGCAGAUGCCUAUAUAAGCCUACUUUUCUUUAUUGUCCUUUUACUUUUUAUGGAUGACAUAAGUGAAUUUACUUAUUUAUUGAGUCAUUUUUUUUUUUUAGGUAAGUACUAGGGAAGCUUCAUAAGUCAUGAGAAUGUUUUUAUAUAUAAAUGUAUCAAAGAAACAUGACAGUGAGGCCAGGUACGGUGGCUCAUGCUUGUAAUCCCUGCACUUUGGGAGGCCAAAGUGGGCAGAUCAUCUGAGGCCAGGAGUUCAAGACCAGCCUGGCAAACAUGGCACAACCCCAUCUCUACUAAAAAUACAAAAAUUAGCUGUGUGUGGUGACACGUGCCUGAAAUCUCAGCUAUUCAGGAGGCUGCGGCAGGAGAAUCGCUUAAUCCCAGGAGGCGGAGGUUGCGGUGAGCUGAGAUCGCGCCGCUGCAUUCCAGCCUGGGUGACAAAGCGAGACUCCUUCUCAAAAAAAAAAAAAAAAAAGAAAAACAUGACAGUACUUGCUGCGUAACGGAUACUCCAUAAUAUGCCAUAAAUAUUUCUGCUGGGAUUAGUUGUAAAUUCAGCCAUUUCUGGUCUUUUUUUUUGGUUCCUGCUCCGUUGGAGUAUGUGUCUGUUUUUCUUCAAUUACCAUACUGUUUUAGCUAAUAUAGCUUUUUUAGUAUAUUUCAAAGUCAAGUGGGGUGAUAUCUUCACCCUUUUUGGUUUUGUUUUGUUUUUUGUUUUAAGACGAAGUCUCGCACUUUCUCCCAGGCUGGAGUGCAGUGGCACAAUCUCGGCUCACUGCAAGCUCCACCUCCCGGGUUCACGCCAUUCUCCUGCCUCAGCCUCCCGAGUAGCUGGGACUACAGGCGCCCAACACCACGCCCAGAUAAAUUUUUGUAUUUUUGGUAGAGACAGGGUUUCACCGUGUUAGUCCAGGAUGGUCUCAAUCUCCUGACCUCGUGAUCCACCCGCCUUGGCCUCCCAAAGCACACUUUUUUUUUCUUUAUUGCUUUGGCUACUUUGCGUCUUCUGUGGUACAAUAUAAAUUUUAGAUGUAUGUUUUAAAAUUUAUACCAGUGUGUCACUGGUAUUUUCAUAGAGGUUGCAUUGUGUCUGUAGAUUAUUUUGUGUAAUACAGAUAUUUAACAAUAAUAAUGCCAAUUCAUUUGUAGGUAACAUUUUUCUAUUUGUGUAUUAUUUAAUUUUGUACUUCAAUAUUGCUUAGAUUAUAAUGCACAGUUUUUUCCACUUUUUGGUUAAAUUUAUUUCAAAGCAUAAUUACUACAGUUAUUGUAGAUUCAUUGUUUUCUUUUUUUUUUUUUUUUUUUUAGAUGGAGUCUCUCUGCUGCUCAGGCUGGAGUGCAGUGGCACAAUCUCAGCUCACUGCAACCUCUGCCUCAGCCUCCUAAGUGCUGGGACUACCGGCGUGUGCCACCACAUCCGGCUAAUUUUUGUAUUUUUAGUAGAGACUGGGUUUCACCAUGUUGGUCAGGCUGGUCUCAAACUCCUGACCUCAUGAUCCACCUGUGAAAUUUUGCUAAAUUUCUGAAUUAGAAAAAACAUUUUUUUCUAAUAAAAUCAUAAACGUCUUAUGGCCAUAUCCCAAAAAUGAUGAAGCAGAGAGUGUAGGUUAUUUAAGACUGUGCUGCGGGCGGGGCACCGUGGCUCACACCUGUAAUCCCAGCACUCUGGGAGGCCGAGGUGGGCAGAUACGAGGUCAGGAGUUUGAGACCAGCCUGACCAACAUGGUGAAACCUCAUCUCUACUAAAAAUACAAAAAUUAGCAGAGUGUGGUGGCACGUGCCUGUAAUCCAGCUACUCGGGAGGCUGAGGCAGAAGAAUCACUUGAACCCGGGAGGCAGAGGUUGCAGUGAGCUGAGAUCAUGCUGUUGCACUCCAGCCUGGGAGACAGAGCAAGAUUCUGUCUCAAAAAAAAAAAAGCUGCUGCAAAUGCUCAUUCCGUCACAACCAUGCUAGUGAAAAAAGAAAUAACGGGUUAGAAGGUAAUUUUAGAGUAUAUCUCUUACUCUUUUGCCCUGUAAAAUUUUUGUCUUUAUUAAUUGCCAUAUAGAAGCCUGUACUUCAACAAAAGAUGUCAUUAAUUUCAGGUAAAUAUGCUCCCACAUAUAUUCUCCCUAGAAAGGUACUGGUGUAUUUCCAUUCAAGUUGUAGCAUUUCUGGCCUUUUUUGUGCUGCUGUGUUUGUGUGAAAUAAGGCAGGAAGUAAAGCAGAGUCAACCAUGACAUUUCUUGUUUCUAAAGCCACAGCCUCUAAAAUUUAAUGUUAAGUCAACUAGAAAUAAUGACAAUAUUUAAGAACUAAAAAACAAUUCUUUAUAUUUUAUAGUUUAUAAAAAUUUAUUUUUGAAUUAUAAGUUAAACAACUUGAACAUGCAGAUACCUAAAAGUGUCAUCUAGGUGAUAGUAUUAAUAUUUUAAUAGCUUAUAAUUGUGAGUGACAGUGGCCCCAUUGGGUUUACUGAAAACAGUUAUUUAUCUUGUAUGUGUGAAUGGAGAAUAGGCUUUUUAUAAUCCUAAGCAUACAGAUCUUUUAAGAUUAGCACUAUGUUUAGAUCUGAAUAAAAUGUAUAGGCUUGUAAUAACAAAUUUUAAUACUUUUUUCUAAUGGAAGUGAAAAACAGUAGAAGUCAUUUGUUAAAAUUAGUUUAAGAGAAACUUCACAUGUAUUUAUUAAAUAACAUUUAAACCACAUUGUAAGUUACUGAUCAGUAAUUUCAAUCCAUUUUAUUUUAGUCACUGAAAAAGCAUAACAUUCUUUAAUUAUUCAAUCAGAAACAGUAUUCUUAUUAGUGUUUCUGAAAGCAACUGUAGACCACUCAAUGGAUGACAAGGUUCAUGCAGACAACAAAUUUUCUAUAUAGUAAUAGGCUCAUUUUAACUUUAAAUAUAAACACUCAUUAUUUCAAAAGUAAAAUUAAUGGUUCUUUUAAGUCAUAAAAGGAAUAAUGUUAUAAUUCACUUACUGAAGUGUUUGUCUCAGACUUUGUAAUGAAUACUUUAAACCAAAAAUUAAGUUCUACAUACUAUUUAUGGAUAAAAAGAAGUGGUUUGUAAAUGUAUCUUUAUUUUUACUAAGUUAAAAAAUGUAAAGCCAAAAUGAUAGGUCAGGAUUUAAAACAAGCAUUGGGUGACAGGGUGUUGGGCAUAACGGUUAGAUUGAAACUCGGUAUCAGCUGGUUGCUGAUUGCAUCCCUAACUUUAGGGUUUUGGUAAAAUUAAAGCAAUUAAUGCAAAUAAAGGUGCCCGAAGAGCACCCAGCAUAUAGCUCUCAUUUGUUGAUUCUGUUACAUCAUGAUCAAUGUCAAGCCUAAAAACAAGGUGGCCACAUCAGUGGUUUGUAACCCAUGUUUAUUCUAAUCAAUCAGUCUGGGGCUAUAUAUAAUAGUAGUUGAAGGUUUAUAAUACUACCCUUGGAAAAUUCCCAUGUAUUCACACCCAGCAUGGAUAUAAAUAUGGAAAGAUUUCUCAUUGAGUACUUCUCUUUAGCACUCCAGUAACACUAGACAAAUAAGCACCUAAAUGCCGAGUGUUUGUCAGUUUUAAAAUUAGAAAAGAAGGCAAGUUGUUUUCUUAUCUACCUGUUUAAUAAAUUUUUUAUUGCCAAGUAGAUAUGUUCAUUUGAUUUAAUACAUUGAAAUGUAGUUUAAAAUAUAUAUUCAAAUAACUUUUCUCUAACAAGUGAAGGAAUAAUUUAUUUACAAAUGUAGAAAUAAUGGUACUCUAAGCAGUUGCUUUAGAGUCUUUUAUAGUAUUGUAUUUUGAACAUUAAAAAUAAACAUUUUAUUCCUGA